UUUUUUUUGAAAAGUCUAGUUGACGUUUGCUUAGACUUUCAUCGCUGACUUGGUUAGGUUUGAGAGCUAAUUCAAACACAACGUUAUUGUAUUUUUAUUUGAAAACUGUUCUGUUUAUAGUCUUACUACGUUAGAUGAAGUGGUUAUUCCGAAUACAAGAUGGGGACGUCAGCGAGUCAACAUGUAGACUACGCUACUAAUGAGUAUUUAAUACGAUUUGUAGGAAAAGAAAGUAUUUCUCCUAACAAUCCAUUUUGGAACAGAUUUCUCUCAUUUACUCUAAAGCCACCAGCGACAAGGACUGAUGAUGAAACUCUCAUACAGAAAAUACUGCCAAUGUGUGAAGCUCUCCGGGAGAACAAUCUGCAGACAGGGAACUUGGCUUCAUUGUUGCAUGUCCUGUUCAACCUGUCUAGUCAGCUGCUUGGAUCAGCGGAAAUGGAGAAUAAUAUGUUCAGCUGGCAAACCUUCAAUGGCCUGUUCAUUGUGCGAUGUUUCACCAAAUACCUAGUACAGACUGGGAAAGAAGCUGACCUCAUCAGGCAUAUAGAAACCAAAGUGAAUGGGAAAGAUGGUGAUGAAUCUGUGCUAAAUCGCUAUGUGAAUACACUGAUCGACCUGAUAAUCUACAUGCCCCUUGUAGACCUAACAUAUGAACUGCAUGUGGAAACCAUCAACUGCCUACUAGUAUUGCUCUCUGUACAGCUUUUCACCACACAAUCAGCUGACCAGCUACAAAUAUAUAGGCUAAUGAUGGAGAAUGACCGUGCAGAGAAGCUGAGUAUUGCCCUGGUCCAGAGAUAUGUACAGCAGCCUAAACCACCACCUCCACCCGGGGGUAGCCUCCUGCUUGGCUUUGCAUCUGACGUCUGGAGUUAUCUGACGGGGGCCCAGGGUCCGGAGACGUCCACACUCGCCAACCAGGCUGUGCUGCUUGUGCUUGUCCUAAUCAAUCAUUGCAGCAAUCCUCGAAACCCUUAUAGAGAAACUCUCUGCUCCUACUCGGAUAAUCUAGGCAACCUGUUGACAUCAAUUUGUGCCACGUUAGACAGAGAAGAGACAACAUUAUUUCUCUACCAUCUUGUCCAUAGAAACCUCAACUUCAAAACAUAUCUACUCUCACGUUCAGACAUUGAAUCCUUGGUGUUACCGAUGCUGUGUUCUGUUUACAACGCCCCAGACAAUAACUGCCAUCACGUUUACAUGAGUCUCAUCAUCCUUCUCAUCCUUACUGAGGAUCCUCUCUUCAACAAGACUAUACAUUCCACAAUGUUGAAGUCUGUGCCCUGGUAUACAGAGAGGAUGGUACUGGACAUAUCUCUGGGAGGCUUGCUGAUUCUAGUCACCACACGAACAGUUCAAUACAAUCUGCUGAAGAUGAGGGAUAAGUAUCUACACACGAACUGCUUGGCAGCCUUGGCUAAUAUGUCAUCUCAGUUCUACCAACUGCAUCCGUACGUGUGUCAGAGGCUCAUUGGGUUGUUCCAGGUCCUUGCAAAGACUCAUGCACGUGCCAACUCUGAGCAAGCUACAGUACAGGAAGCACUGAGGAUACUGCUGGAAGUGAUAAACUCGUGUCUGUCCCACCAGCUGAUCCACAACACUAACCUGGUAUACACUCUGUUGUACAAGAGGCAGGUUUUUGAGCCCUUCCAGCAAGACCCGGCGUUCCAGGACGUCAUUCAGAACAUCAACAUGGUAAUUGACUUCUUCACAAGUAAGUUGGAGAAGGAGGAGAGCCAGAGCACUGAUGUCAAUGUAGUCAUGUCCCGGGUGCAGCAGGCUGCCAUACAGUGGCCUACAGAGAGGCUUAAGAAAUUUCCAGAACUCAAGUUCAAGUAUGUGGAAGAAGACAAGCCUGAAGAAUUUUUUAUCCCAUACGUGUGGUCUCUGGUGUCUCAGCUAUCCAACAUGUACUGGGACUCUGCCUUGUUCAAGCAGUGCUGAUAGUGACUAGGUGCUGGCCAGACUAUACAGUAUAGAUUGGUGAAAUAAUACUUGUCUACUGUGGCAUGUUCGAACAGUAAAUACAAGAUGUUAAUAAACAUUUCGUAAAUCGAUGUAUUAGUUUUUAAUAUAUAUUUAUUUUUAAGAUAAAUUAUGGAAUACGUUUCUUGAAUGACAUAAAAACAUUUAUUCUAAUAAAUAUUACGGACAACUAUUUAAGAAGAUUUUGUACUAAGAAGCCAUUCAUCACCAUUUUGUUGCUCUUAUGUUUACAAUAUAAUAUCAAAUUUAGGCACUCGUCGUGUAGUACUGCUAUCCAGCUACCCAGGGAAUUUGUAAGAUUCAUAAGUUUUGAUCACAAUGUGUCCAUAUGGUUUCUAGUCAAUUGAGACACAGCCCGAGGUCUGCUAUGUACAGGUUGGCUAGAGAGCAUUAGCUACACAUCACACAGAGUAUGAGCUGAGGAUCGGACUUAUCAAUAAGCGGAUUUGAAUAAUUACUUCUCGUCUAUGGGUUGUAGCGUGACGGUUAGCAUUGAGAAACUGAGUUUUUUUAGAAGUAAUAAAUGUACAGAAGUAAGUUCUUCCUUUGCGUUUUCUCCCGUGUCACAGAAUAAAGUUAAGGAAUUAAUGAUAACAAACACUGCAUUUGGUGCGGAUGGAAUAUCCAUAAAAAUGGUUCGGGGUUUGAUUCCCUACUGCAUUAGUGCAAUGACUCACCUUAUAAACGUCUCUUUAAGAACCGGCACUUUUCCAACCAGCUGGAAGCGGAGUGUGGUGAUUCCUCUUCCAAAAGUCCAUAAUCCUACUUCUAUAUCCCAGUUCCGGCCAAUAUCAAUUCUCCCAGUUCUGUCCAAAAUAUUGGAAAAAAGUUGUUUCAGAGCAGUUGGUCUUAUUUUUGGAAUUUGAGGGGCUGUUACCAGAGUCUCAGUCAGGAUUUCGGAAAGGUUUUAGUACAUGCUCAGCACUCCUCAAUCUAGUGGACGACAUGCUUUCAGCUAAGGAUGGUUUGGAGAGUUUGAUGACUGCAUUGGACUUCUCACAGGCUUUUGACUCUAUAAACUUUGAGUUGAUGCUGGCAAAGCUGGCUUUCUAUCGAUUUGAUGAAACUUCAGAGUGAUGUUUCUCAUCUUAUUUAUCUGGGCGAACGCAGAGCACAAAGGUUGACGGGAAAUUGUCAUCAGCAAUUCCUAGAUCUGUUGGAGUUCCUCAAGGCAGUUGCCUGGGACCCAUUCUCUUCCUCAUAUAUACCGCAGAUCUGAAGGAUCAGUUGAUAUACUGCUCGCUAAGUUCUUAUGCUGAUGAUUUACAGCUGUUGUUGUCUUAUCGAACCGGUGAGUCGGCUGAAGCUGCACGUAAAGUCAACAAUGACUUGGAGAGAGUAAAGAGGUGGUCAGAUGAUCAUGGUCUUCGGCUAAACUCCAAUAAAUGUUCUGUUUUGUAGUAAAUGGCUCAUCUUUGAAUGGCCAAUUGGUAAAGUGCAUGGCUGAAGGUUCUAUCCAUGUAGACGGUAAGCCUUUGAGUUCAUGUAAUACUUUGAAGGUUCUUGGCGUCACUCUUGAUUGCCAACUCGACUUUUCUUAUCACGUGAAAUCCAUAUGUAAAAAUGUUACAAUCAAGAUGAAAUGUAUAUCUAAGCUAAGCACAAUACUCCCAGUCUCAUCUAAAUUAGAAAUUAUAAGAUCAACAAUUUUCCCAUUAAUAACAUAUGCCCUUCCAACCUUUGCUUUUUGUUUAACACGGGAAAACGUGAUGGUUCUCACCCACUUACAGAAUAGGGCAUUGAGAUUUGUUUACAGUUUGAGGAAGUUUGAUCACAUAAGCGAGUACCGAUUAAAUGCUGGGGUGAUGUCGGUAGAGGGUUGCUCCCAGAAGGCCAGAAUAUCUUAGGAGAAAGCUGGUUUUUAGGCACGAGGUGAGUCAGCGCUGUACUCGACAGGAUGGUCUAUUAAACCUACCAAGGACAAGUUUAGAGAUAGGGAAAAAGGCAUUUAGACACUUUGGACCAAAAAAAUAUAAUGCUCUGCCCACUGCAAUAAAAAACCUCACCCUUUUUAAAAUUUAAGAAAAGUGUUACAGGCAUAUUUAAUUGAUAAAUGUUACUCGUAAUUUUAUUAUUGUGUGAUCUAUGUAUAAUGCAUUUUGUACACUUUGACAGGAGUUGUCAUGAAAAGCAGAGUUUGUACUUUGAUGAACGCUUGACCAAUAAAGACAUUUUUAUUUAUUUAUUAUUUAUAAGCCAAUUCAAUCUUGUAAAUAAGAGGGUUGUUCAGAAAUUAAGAGCCAUUUUCAUUUCACAACAAACGUAUGUUUUAUAUAUAUGUAUAAAAGUAAAUCUUAUAAGCUACUUUCUUACAUGUUUUCCAUACACAUUGAUGAGGCACUUUUCUUAGUGGCUAAGAAGGUUUUUAAUUCACACAGGAAUAUAUCUUUCAACCAGUUGUUGACUGUUAUCUUGAGCUCUUCAUCACUCCAGCUAAAAACUCCUCCAGCUUCAGAAAAAGGACGCAAUCAUUACAUAACAACAUAGUCUUCAUGAAAAUGUGUUUUUGCUUAUGGUCAUCAGUCUAAAGACAUAGGAUCCUUUGUGUGUAAAUGUUGCUGUAGUCCUGAGUAUUAGUGUGAUUUUGUAGACAAGUAAAUAUGAAAUCAUAGGAAAUUCGUUAUUAAGUUCAUGUAAAAUUUUCAUUAACUUUGACCUAGUUAUCAAUUUGAGUUUUUAGAUCUUCGUUAGUAAAUUUCAUCAGCUUUUGUCAUUAUUGCUACUGCUAUCUGACCUCUAAGUAGGCAACAUCACUUUUGUACUUUCCUUUUAUUCAUAAUAUUCUCUAACCACACACUGAAACAAAUCACAAUACAUUUCAGCAGGGUUUACAUGUUUAGUGCUGAAUAAACAAAUAAAUAACAGUGAAUUUCAUAGUAAACAGUAUGUUGUACUAAUAUAUUCAUUGUAAAUAUCAUAAAAUCAACACUGGCAACAAUACAACAAUGAAACUGUAUAAACAGGUAGCUUUAUAGAAUUUUGGAAGAAAAUCCUACUCAAAUUUUUACGAGUAAAUGUCCCUUAAUUUCUGGAUGACCAUCAUACAUAACUAUUUGAGUGGUUUGGAAACUACAUUAAACUAGAGGUCUUUUAGAUUUUCUGCUCACUGGACUGCUAAUUAAUGAAUUAUUAUAAUGCUUCAUUCAACUUUAUUAAAGAAAUUAUGCAGGAUAUAAACACUAAUUCUAAAUGCCAUUUUCUUUUGUAGAACAAAGAAUUUAGUUCCCUUUUAAACAAUGGUAAAAUAUGACCCUGGCAUGAAAAUAGAAAACAAGCUUGGUAGAUAAGAUUUUUUCUGUACACCACUACAGAAGUGAGCCCCUAACUCAGCAGCAGACCAUUUUGUUUUAGUUUAAACUUUAUUUCAAAGCAAUACAUGUGCUUAUUUUUUGUUCCCUGUACUUGCUGCUCAAGCUUAUGUUAUUGAUAUAUUUUCUGAACGUCAUUAAAAAAUAAAUUUUUACUGCAACAUAAGACUUUUUAUGAUAGACUAUGGUACAAUAUUAAUUAAUUAGGAACUAGAUCGAAGUAAGUAUUUAUCCUAUAAAUGUGACCAAAUAAUAUCAUAGUACGAGUAAAACUUAACAUAUUGUCUCAUCUAUUUUAAGAAAAGAGUCAAGAAACCCUUUUUGUUUACAUAAACCGACUGUUUGAACUAGUCCAUGGGAUGACUUGGCUAAUGCUCAGUUAGUCAUGAAAUAAAAUUUACUCAUUCAUAUGUACAUGUAACUUUAUGUUGUUUAUGUUAAAAAUAAAAUAUUGAAAUUUUUAUUAAUGAUAGAAGGUUUAAAAUGUGUUUUGAUUUACAAGAGUUUUACAGUACAGUUUUUUUGAAACUUGUUUACUUCCCAAAAUGAAUUUUUUUUAGCAUAGUUGUGACAUCUAAGUAAAGUCUGGAGGACCUGAACUUUUCAUAUUGUACUAUGAAUUUGUAUUUGGUAUUUAAAAAUUGACACUUAGAAAUGUGUCACAAUCCUGAGAGUUAACAUGAAACAAAACUAUACAUUUAUAGCUUUUGUUGAGUAGCAGCUACAUUAAUUCAUUGUAGUGAUUAUUUACAUCACAUAGAUAAGAUUAAUCAAGAGUCAAAACAAUCAAGAAUCUUUUAGUCUAAUCUUUAAACGAAAGUGAUUUGUCUUUGAAUAACGAAAUAUUUUAAUCUUUAAAUGAGCCACUAUACAUUUAUAGAUGUGCUUUAUUUUUAAUUCGAAAAACUACAUAAAUAUUUAAAAUAUUGCUAAAUUAUAGAACUAACCUAGGUUUGAUAGAAAGUGAUUACUUGUUUUCUGUAAAGUUAAGAUAAUAUGGGAAAAUGAACUCAAAUUGUAACCUGAACCGUAUAGCAGUAAUACAGGUACAAUAUAUGUAAGGAUAAAUAUGUUAAACAAAUAAGUAAGUCUCCGGUCUCUAUAAUUAAGUAAGUAAUCUUUUUAUAAGUUAGCCAAAGGUUGAAGGGAUUAUUUUAUUCUAUAUGGCCAUGUCUUCAUUUGUAUUAAGUGAGGUUUCAUGAAUACAAGGUACUUAUUUCUUGGUUACAUUGUUUUGUUGUCACUAAGUAACUUUUAUGUCAUAAAUGUAAAUAAAGCAUUUAUUUCAUAUUGGGUUUUAUUUUUAUUGAUUGUUUUGGAUUAAUUAAGGAAGUUGACGGAUGUAAUUAAUUUCACAUGCUUUAAUUGCUUCCUUACAUUGCUUUUUAGUUAGAAACUAGAGCCGGUGAAAAUACAUUGGAUUAGUUAAUUUAUUUUUACUAAUAUUAAGUUAUUUAUUAAGUUUAAUCUGUCUUUGUAAAUGUAUAUUUCUUUUCUUUAAUUUAUUCCUCCUUAUACCUUGAUGUUAAGUUACCAAACUCAUUGGAGUGUGACGCAUGUAAACAGAUGAAUCCAGUUUUGGGUUUGUAAAACCAAGAUCUAUUGGUCUAAUGGUUUGAUCUGUACGUUUUGCAAGCUUUGCUAGCUUAUACUAAGUAUAUACAGUACAUGAACAUUGUUAUGUGGAAUCAAUAAAAGUUUAGAUAUAACAUUAAUUUAUAUGAUAAAACAUAUUAUAUAGAUUAACAUUUAAACCAUUUAGUUAUUAACCUACUGUAAAGAAUAACAAUUGUCUCUGAGAUUAUCAAUGUAAAAUUUUUAUCGGCUGCAUGAACCAAUACUACAAAUAUUCUACUAUUUUUCAACACAUUCUUAUAUUGUAUUAUAUAGAUAAAACUACCAUUACACUUAUAGUAGCUAGCCCUACUCUAAAAAAAUAACACAUGUGAAAGCGUUAACACUCUCUAUGACUAAUUUUUAAUUUAUAUCACAAAAUUAUGAACAUUUCUGUAAAAGGUAGUGUAUUAAUUAAAUUAAAGAGUCCAAUUAUUCACUCAGCUUACUCAGGUAUUUUUAAAGUCACUAUCAUUAAUCAAUCUUAAACGUUUGAAAAGAUUUUAUUUGACUCUUUGAGUGUUAUUUGGGGCAGUUUCAGGAUUAGAGAAUGUGAAAAUGUCUGUUCCUUAACCCAUUGUGGGCGGUACAAUAUCUGUGUGCUUGAUACACCAUGGCCGAAGAUAUUGGUAGUGCGAGACUGCGCACCAGUGGUAUACAGUCAACCACAUGUUAUUUGUGGAAAUUGUUUUCUGCAGUGUUUGUUAUUUUAACAUAUCCAUUUUUAUAUAUUAGCUUAUACAUUUUUCAGAUAAAUAAAUCUGAACAAAUAAAUAGUAGAAUAAAAUCUUUUAAUCACGUUUAUUUAUUGGAGCUCUGACCUGAAGUUAUCCAAAGAAAAGAGAAAUAGAUGUUGAAAAAGCAAAAUAUAAUAAAAGCUAUCAAAAACAAGGAGGUAAAACUGCACGAGGUUUACUAUUGUUGUUAUGGGUCGUUUUACUACAGCCAGUUCUUCAGCAAUUUUUCUUCCUUCAAGUAUUUCUUAUUUCUAAAUAUACACUCAAAAGUCGCUGAUACAGGUUUUGAUCACCACUACUGUUAAGUAGAACCUUCUCUUGCUUAUAAACCCCUUUGUGAUAUCCAAUUUAAACUUGGCAAUACAAAGAUAAUUAAUUUUAAUACCUAAAGCUAGAUUCAUAUCAUACAGUGAAACAAUUUGUCAAAUAUAAUUGCUCUUAUUUGUAAGGAAUGGUGUCUCUAAUAUUGUAAAUUGUAUUACAUACAUGUGUAAUGAUGUUAACAAAUAUAUUACAAUGUUUUCCAAACUAA
Messenger RNA from Homalodisca vitripennis (glassy-winged sharpshooter), 8180 nucleotides. Its product is annotated as dymeclin. Bases 160 to 1947 code for a protein of 595 amino acids. Gene Ontology annotation, biological process: Golgi organization. NCBI's taxonomy places the organism in Eukaryota, Metazoa, Arthropoda, Insecta, Hemiptera, Cicadellidae. Gene Ontology annotation, cellular component: Golgi apparatus. The transcript has 15 exons. The record is from RefSeq and is a predicted model, not a curated record.